CAGCAAAGACCUGUUUCCUCAAGAUCUGGCAAGAGGCUUGAUCAAAUUUAUGGGUGAAAGAAGGUCAUGAGCUCUGCAGAUGAAGGAAACACCAAUUCCUCAAAACCUUCAAUCUAGCAGUGGCAAAGGAAGCUUCAAUUCUCACCAUGUACUGCCCGGAGAAAACCUAAAAACUGAGAAGCAACAUAAGUCUAAACUUGCCCUCAAAUAUAUCAGGGCUGUAGCCAAGGGGAUUGUUGGAAUUUUCGGAGUAGCUCUCUUUAGAAAAAAGAAAAAGACGGCAGAUGAUGACAACAAAACUAGCAGCCAAAUCAGAAAUACUUCCUUUUCUAUAACAGAUUCAUCAGUAAGCACGGCUAAGAGUUUGGCGACGCUCAGGUCCUCUAUCUCCUAUGCCUCUUCCUCUGGUAAUGCUAGUGGACAGAUUGCAACAGUCAAUUUCUCCUUUGGAGAGAUUUCUAAGGCAACUGAAAAUUUCUCUCCUGCAAACAUAAUUGGGGAAGGAGGGUUUGGAACAGUUUAUAAAGGAAAGCUUAAGGACGGAUCUCUUGUUGCUAUAAAGCGAGCCAAAAAGGACUCAUACGAAAAAUCCCAAUGGUUUGAAUUUAGGAAUGAAAUACUUACGUUGUCAAAGAUAGAGCAUCUGAAUUUAGUAAGGUUAUUGGGAUAUCUGGAGCAUGGAGAUGAGAGGAUUAUUGUGGUUGAGUAUGUUGGAAAUGGAAACCUUCGAGAACAUCUAGAUGGUGUUAGGGGAAAUGGACUUGAAAUUGCUGAACGUCUGGACAUUGCAAUUGAUGUAGCUCAUGCGGUUACCUAUCUUCACAUGUACACAGAUACUCCAAUGAUCCAUAGAGAUAUAAAAGCAUCAAACGUCCUUGUCACAGAGAAACUUCGUGCCAAAGUGGCAGACUUUGGUUUUGCAAGACUUGCUUCAGGGGAUCCUGGUGCCACUCACAUAUCGACUCAAGUCAAAGGAACUGCUGGUUAUGUGGAUCCUGAAUACCUCAGAACAUAUCAACUCACUGAGAAAAGUGAUGUCUAUUCCUUUGGUGUAUUGCUUGUAGAAAUGAUGACUGGAAGAUACCCGAUAGAAUCAAAGAGGCCACUAAAGGAGAGAGUAACUACAAGAUGGGCAAUGCAGAGAUUAAAAGAAGGAGAAUUUGUGAUUGCAAUGGAUCCACGGCUAAGGAGGAGCCCUGCAUCGAAUGUAGUAGUACAGAAAGUUCUGAAGCUGGCUCAAGAUUGCCUUGCACCAUCAAGACAAUCACGACCAUCUAUGAACAAAUGUGCUGAGGUCUUGUGGGGGAUCCGAAAAGAUUUCCGGGAAGCAACCCUGAUCUCCUCUUCUUCAACAUCACACCAUUCUGCAACUCUUCCAAAUCGAGACAUUACAAAAGCCAGACAUCUAUUCGGGAUUGAAGACAACGAGAGCCAUGGAUUUAUUUCUGCAUAAAGCAAUGGUACAUGGAGAAAAUGUGGAAAUUAAGAGGCUAACUUUGUUAGUUUUUAAAUAAGAAUAUUAAUUUUGAUUUUUUUUUUUAAUUUAAAAGUAUCAACUUUCAAUAUUUU
Molecule: messenger RNA, 1569 nt
Organism: Rubroshorea leprosula
Lineage: Eukaryota; Viridiplantae; Streptophyta; Magnoliopsida; Malvales; Dipterocarpaceae
Source: the annotation of a GenBank genome assembly